Molecule: messenger RNA, 1215 nt
Organism: Orbilia oligospora ATCC 24927
Lineage: Eukaryota; Fungi; Ascomycota; Orbiliomycetes; Orbiliales; Orbiliaceae
Exons: 3
Coding region: 1-1215 (404 amino acids)
Biological process (GO): UDP-galactose transmembrane transport
Cellular component (GO): endoplasmic reticulum membrane; Golgi membrane
Molecular function (GO): UDP-glucose transmembrane transporter activity; UDP-galactose transmembrane transporter activity
Source: RefSeq, a predicted model, not a curated record
AUGGCGCGACCGAAGCAGGCGAACCCGCGCCAGCUAAGUUCUGAGGACAUCGCCCUCCACAAACUCGAAACCCAGGAACUGCGAACUCCAACCAAAUCACAGCCCUCAUCGCCAAUCUCUCCGCCCAAUGGCGUCUCUGAUUUGUCCAAACCAUUGGUCCAGCGACCUCGUAGACGUUCUAUUGUGUCACAGGAAAUUGCGACCCAUCCAACUGUUGUCGAAUUGGUCAUCUGUGUUGCCGGAAUCUACAUGUCUUUCUUAACCUGGGCUCUCCUCCAAGAACGUAUCGCCACUACCCCAUACGGCCCCAACAAACGUCGAUUCAAAUUCCACCUCGUCCUCCUAACCGUCCAAUCUCUCUGUGCCUCUGCCAUUGGUUACCUCUACAUCCUAUACACCUCCCGUAAUAGCCGAAUACCUCCCAUCUUCCCUACCCGCAAGAUUGGCGCCUACUACCUCCUGAUUGCGAUUUCAUCGUCCCUAGCUGCACCGUUUGGAUAUGCCGCCCUUAACCACAUCGACUACAUCACCUUCAUCCUUGCCAAAUCCUGCAAACUCCUCCCGGUCAUGUUCCUCCAUUUGACCUUGUACCAACGUCGAUAUCCGCUUUACAAGUACAUUGUCGUUUUACUGGUCACCUCUGGCGUAGCCGUCUUCACGUUGUACAACAACCCUGCCGGUGCCGCUAAAAAGCACAAGGGUAGCGAUACCAGCAGUUUGUACGGACUACUCUUACUCAGCAUCAACUUGCUUCUCGAUGGUGUUACGAAUUCCACACAAGACCAUAUGUUUGCAACCUCUGGGGGACUUGUUACGGGACCGCAGAUGCAGUGUGGGUUGAAUUUGGUUAGCAGCCUGUUGACCGCUGGUUGGUUAAUGGUCAAUCCGUGGAGUAGCGAGUUGACGGAUGCGAUUGGGUUUAUGAGGGAGAACCCCAAUGUUGUGGGGGAUGUGAUGGGGUUUGCACUUUGUGGGGCUAUUGGGCAGGUUUUUAUUUUCUAUACCCUCUCUAGAUUCGGAUCUUUAACGCUGGUCACGGUCACUGUUACACGUAAGAUGUUCAGUAUGAUCCUGUCGGUAUUCGCAUUCGGACAUACUUUGAGCUUGAUGCAAUGGUUGGGCGUCGGUCUCGUAUUUGGAGGUAUUGGAGGCGAAGCUGAGAUGAAGAGAAGGGAGAAGAAGGCGAAGGGAGAUAAGACUAAAAAGGCGGAAUAG